AACACUUGAUUUAUGUUAGAAUAAGAAUCGGGUCGGCAGACUUUGUAAAUUCUAAUCGAAUCGCAAUCCACCAUUUCAACUUAAGCUUCCCUUCUCCUCCCAUGGCGGCGGCGACCAACCUAGAUCAAGUCAACCCAGCCGCCACAGCCGCAGCACCACCCGUCUUCAUCUCCACCGCCACCCUACAGUCCCUCAUCACCCACAAAUCCCUCAUCGGCCACCUCGAAUCCACCCUCCCGCCGCUCUCCGCCGCCAUCCACUCCCCCCUCCGCCACGCCCACCAAAUCACCCCCAAUUCAUCCUUCCUCCUCAUGCCGUCCUGGUCCACCUCGCCACUCCUCCCUUACAUCGGCACCAAGCUCGUCACCCACAAUUCCAGCAACUCCGCCCUAAACCUACCCGGAGUCCACGCAAUUUUCGUGCUCUUCAAUUCCCUCACCGGCCAGCCACUCGCAUCGAUGGACGCCACCGCCCUCACCCUCUACCGCACCGCCUGCGUCUCCGCUCUCGCGUCGUCGUAUCUAUCGAGAGAAGACGCCGAGAUUCUCGUCAUGGUUGGCGCCGGAUCGCUGGCUCCGCACUUAAUCAAGGCUCAUUUGGCCGUCCGAUCCAAAUUAAAGAGGGUCAUAGUGUGGAAUCGAACGGUUGAAAAGGCGAGAAAUCUGGUCGAUCGAUUGAAGGAAGAGAGUGGUUUCGAAGGGGUGUGCUUUGAGGCUGAUGAGUGCUUAACGGCGGCGGUGAGGAUGGGCGAUGUGAUAAGCUGCGCGACGAAUUCGGAAGUGGCGUUGGUGAAGGGGGCGGAGCUGAAGGCGGGGGCGCAUCUGGAUCUGGUGGGGUCGUUCACACCGCGGAUGAAGGAGUGCGAUGACGAGGCGAUGAGGAGGGGGCGAGUGUUCGUGGAUAAUGAGAUGGCGGCGGUGGAGGCCGGGGAAUUGGUGGGGGCGUUGGAGAGGGGGGUGGUUAUUGUGGGGGGAUUGGUGGAGUUGAUCAAGCGAGACAUAGUUGGGCGGAGGAGUGAGGAUGAGAUUACUGUGUUUAAAUCGGUUGGCUCCGCUAUUGUGGAUUUGUUGAGCGCGCAGAUGGUUUAUCAGAGUUAUGUCCAUACUGUCUCACCUUCCAUAUCCAUUGUGUAAAGUGUUCUACAUGUAAUUCAAUAACUUCGAAUUUCGAAUCAAAUAUCAUGAUUUUAA
Salvia miltiorrhiza (redroot sage) is the source of this 1190-nucleotide messenger RNA. Its product is annotated as protein SAR DEFICIENT 4. NCBI's taxonomy places the organism in Eukaryota, Viridiplantae, Streptophyta, Magnoliopsida, Lamiales, Lamiaceae. The coding region runs from base 102 to 1133 and encodes 343 amino acids. The record is from RefSeq and is a predicted model, not a curated record. Gene Ontology annotation, cellular component: cytoplasm. The transcript has a single exon.